Molecule: messenger RNA, 362 nt
Organism: Paramecium pentaurelia
Lineage: Eukaryota; Ciliophora; Oligohymenophorea; Peniculida; Parameciidae
Source: the annotation of a GenBank genome assembly
AAUGAGAUUAAGGCUAGUUUGUAAAUAAUUGUUUAAUACAUAAAAGAAGGUUCCCCCAAAACCUUCAAGUAUUAUGGGUGCACAACUUUCUGAAAAAUAAAUGAAUGAAUUGAUGAAUCCUUUAGGAUUUUUAAAAGAAAAUGAAAAAGGAGAGGUGUAAGAACAAAUAGAGAAGGCAAAGGAAUUAAAGGAGUUAAUUGAAAAAUACAAAAUAAAUAAGAAUCAAUAGAGUGGAAGUGAAAAGAAACCAUAUGAAUUAGAUAAAAAUGGGAUGCCACCUGAGGUAGGAUUCAAAGUUAAAGGUCCUGAACCAACUAGAUAUGGAGAUUGGAUUGGAAGGGGAAGAGUAACAGAUUUUUGAG